CGGGGUGACGCAACUACACCGAGAUUUCCACCGCGGGGUAGGAUUAUUCCGAAUCUUUCAAGCUACAUUAGUUGAAAUUUUACUCGCCAAUCUUUCUUGAUCGUCCUCAACCAUCUUUCACGCGUCAAACUCCCCGGCAGCUUUUUUGUGCAUAAUCACCGCGUUUUCCAACAUACUCUCAUCCCAAUUUCCUCAACCAAAAUCUUCCACAUUCAUAAAAUCGUCAAAAGACUACCGUCAAGAUGUCAAUGUCCAUUGAAGAAUGCCAGACACCCCGCCCGGGCUUUCCUCGCCCGGUGCCAGACACACCAACGAACGUCAUGGAGCAGUUCAGCAUGAAAGGCAAAGUCAUUGUAGUCACAGGCGCCGCAGAGGGAAUAGGAGGCGCAGUCGCAGACGCCAUGGCUGAGGCAGGAGGGCACGUAGCCCUCUGGUACAACUCCAACGAAGCCGCCAUCCACAGAGGCAAGACACUAGCCCAAGCGCACAACGUCAAAACGCAAGCCUACAAAGUAAACAUCACCAACGCGGAAGCCGUGCAAGCCACCAUCAAGCAAGUUGUUGCAGACUUUGGCCAAAUCGACGUUUUUGUUGCAAACGCAGGGACUGGCGACUCUCAACCGCUCCUCGACCAGACCCUAGACUCGUACCACAACCUAAUGAAAGUCAACGUGGACGGGCCCGUUUUCUGCGCAAAGUACGCCGGUGAAGUCUUCAAGCAACAAGGCUUUGGCAACUUGAUCCUCACAUCCAGCAUCUCCGCGCACAUUGUCAACGUGCCCGUCGACCAGCCCAUCUACAACGGGACCAAGGCGUUUGUCUCGCACCUAGGAAAGUCGCUUGCGCGUGAGUGGCGCGAGUUUGCGCGCGUCAAUAUUGUCUCGCCUGGGUUUUUCAACACCAAGAUGGGGGCUGGGCCGCAGGUGAUUACUGAGGGGUUGAGGAUGAUUCCGCUUGGGAGGCAGGGCGAUGUCAAGGAGAUCAAGGGCUUGUUUUUGUAUUUGGCGAGUAAUGCGUCGACUUAUGUGACGGGGAGUGAUGUGCUUGUUGAUGGAGGGUAUGUUUUGCCGUAAAGGAUGCGUGUAGGUGGAAUAGUCAGGUACAGGAGAAAACGUAGAAUGAAUUUAGAUUACGAGAUAACAUGCAAAGAUUACGACCUUUAAAGGUACUACUUGAAUAUACUCGCUCG
Molecule: messenger RNA, 1189 nt
Organism: Cucurbitaria berberidis CBS 394.84
Lineage: Eukaryota; Fungi; Ascomycota; Dothideomycetes; Pleosporales; Cucurbitariaceae
Product: NAD(P)-binding protein
Exons: 1
Coding region: 243-1073 (276 amino acids)
Cellular component (GO): intracellular anatomical structure
Molecular function (GO): oxidoreductase activity, acting on NAD(P)H, oxygen as acceptor
Source: RefSeq, a predicted model, not a curated record